Cyprinus carpio (common carp) is the source of this 1555-nucleotide messenger RNA. RefSeq names its product cytochrome c oxidase assembly protein COX16 homolog, mitochondrial. Lineage: Eukaryota; Metazoa; Chordata; Actinopteri; Cypriniformes; Cyprinidae. Gene Ontology annotation, cellular component: mitochondrial inner membrane. The transcript has 4 exons. Gene Ontology annotation, biological process: mitochondrial respiratory chain complex IV assembly. The record is from RefSeq and is a predicted model, not a curated record. Bases 73 to 396 code for a protein of 107 amino acids.
UCUAUGGAAUUAUGUCCGACUGACUUUAUCUUUGCUAAUAUGAAAUUGUAGCAUUACAUGCAUUAACUAAACAUGUGGAAUCAAGCUCGUAAACUCCAAAAGAACAGGACAGUGAAAUAUGGGAUCCCGAUGCUGCUGCUGGUUGUUGGAGGGUCGUUUGGAUUGAGAGAAUUCACUCAGAUUAGAUAUGAUGCGCAGAAGAUGAAAAAGAAGCUGGACCCUGCGCUGGAAGCCCGGGUGAAUACUAAAAAACAGUCGGCCAUCCUUCAGGAUGAGUAUGAGAAAUUAAAGGAUUUGGACUUGGAUGGAUGGAAGAACAUUCGUGGCCCACGUCCCUGGGAGGAUUCGAAGGAGUACCAGGAGGAGCAGAGAGCUCCACUCAAUAAAGGCACAUAGAGCUCUAAAACCUUAAACUCCCCCUGCUGGCCCACAGAUGUAAGACACCCAUAAAAACAGUGCAGUGUACCAUGGUUGUCACUGUAUAAUAAAUCAGCACGAUCACAUUAUAUCUAGAUCAGAAACGACCAAUUUGGACUCUACUGUCUGGCAUAUGGAAUGCCACUUUGUUGUCUUUUCUGGAAAUAUAUGUCCUUGUGCACUUGUGUGGCUGGGUAUGUGUGUAGCAGACUCUCUGUCCACUUAUUUUUAUACUAUAUUUUUAUGGCACCAGGAAGGUUGUAACCAUUAUUCCAUGUCAGUUCACAUUCACAGUAAUGCAUAACUCAAGCCCCAGUACUGCAUCUGAGUGAAUAAAACCCCUUGCUCUUUCAGCGGUGCAAACAGAACCAAUGGUGCCUGUGCACAUGAUGGGUGAAUGGUACAGUCUAAAGGCAAUAGGCAUCAAUGACCUUCUGUACACCUGUGCUGGAUCAGCCUACUGCUCACUGUACAUCUCAUUCCAGCAAGCAUGUUGUGGAGUGUGUAGAAUAUGAUGAUCAGCAGUUUGGAAAUUAUUGCGACAACCUCCGGAAGUCCAGGGCCAUGCUUUCUUGAUGAGCUUAUUUAGACUGUUGGUCUUUAGCAGUGUCCCUCUGGGUUCUGGAGUGAGUGAAAAGCUAAUAAUUUAAUUGAAUGCAAAAUAUACAUAAAUGUGGCUGUACAAUUAAUCAAAAUAAAUCUGAAAUUGCGAUUAUAGCUUAGUGUGAUUUCUGAAAUCAAAGGCUGAAUUCUAUUGUGCAGUGUGUUUCGGAGUGAAGAGCGGCACUGUGUUACUCAUGUGUUUUCAGCGCCUCAAUUCACACAUCUCUGGAUGUGCAGUGAGUUUAAUGUGCAUCUUGGGAACUCAGUGUGUGGUAAGUUCUCUUUAUUUACACAUUUGCACAAUGACUAACAUUUCGGUGGAUAGAACUUUGCCAAAAUGGAAAGAUUUGAACAUUUGACUGGAGAAUUUAAGACAUAAAUAUAAUAAUGAAUUUAUGUCCUCAUUUUUCAGAGAUUAAAACAAUUACUUGUAUGCCAUGUGCACCAUUAACCAACAUCUGAGAACCAAUAAACAUGUGAAUUCUUGUACAUUGCUGCUACAUUCUUAGUCCAUUAAAGCCUGUUGUGAAUGUGA